Molecule: messenger RNA, 2442 nt
Organism: Cajanus cajan (pigeon pea)
Lineage: Eukaryota; Viridiplantae; Streptophyta; Magnoliopsida; Fabales; Fabaceae
Source: RefSeq, a predicted model, not a curated record
UGCGGUUGCGGCUGCUUCCCACCUGCACAUGCAGUGUAGAGAAUCUUGUUCACCUUCACCAACCCUUUAUCCAAAAGUUAAUGGUAAUACAAAUAAUAACAUGAUACGCAUAUCUGGGGUGAUUGUUUGUGCGCCAAAAGCAGAAAAAUCCCUCGAAUGUUACCCUUUUGGUUACAUAGAUAUCACUUCUCAUCCAAAGCUCUUAAGACUCUAAGAGCCACUCGGCACCAAUUCCUUGCUUUGACGUUUCAGUUGACUUUCACUUUGUUUUGACGAUAAUUGUUGUGCACGCUGGAAAAUUAUUUGUUAGGGAUAAGGGGAACAGUUUCUUUUUCGUAGGAUUGACGAAAACAGGGAUUUUAUGAAGGUUUUGCGGGAGAUAAAAUGCUCCGGCAUUACAAAAUUUUGCCUGUUUUUGUGAAUAGUUAUGUAUGCCACAGCCAGUGCACUUUACAUUGACGAAAUGGGUUAUGCUAUGAGUAGACUGGAGGUAGAAUCCAGUCUCUGUGAAGAUGGAGAUGCCAUCCAUUCUAGUAGUGGACAAACUAAAAGGCUAGUAAAAAAUUUAGACAAUGAAAUUGCUCAGAUAACGAAGUUGAAGUCAACUCCCCAUCAGCAAUUAGUCCAAGUUGGAACUGGAAGGCCAGAGUUGCCUGUUUCUCCUGUGAAGAUGCUGGUGGGUCGGGAAUCUAAUUACUCAGGACGGGGAAGGUUUUCUUCAGCCGAUCGAUGUCAUCUUUUGAGCAGAUAUUUGCCUGUAAAUGGUCCCUGGCUUAUUGAUCAAAUGUCUAGUCGGGCAUAUAUCUCCCAGUUUUCAGCUGAUGGUACUCUUUUUGUUGCUGGGUUCCAGGGAAGUCACAUAAGAAUAUACAAUGUGGACAAAGGUUGGAAAGUUCAGAAGAACAUUCUAGCUAAAAGUUUGAGAUGGACAAUCACUGAUACAUCUCUUUCGCCUGAUCAACGCCAUCUGGUUUAUGCCAGUAUGUCACCCAUUGUACACAUUGUAAAUGCCGGAUCUGCUGAAACAGAGUCCCUAGCAAAUGUUACGGAGAUACACGAUGGCUUAGAUUUUUCAUCAAAUGAUGAUGGGGGAUACUCUUUUGGAAUUUUCUCUGUGAAAUUCUCAAAAGAUGGGAGAGAAUUAGUUGCAGGAAGUAGUGGUGAUUCUAUAUAUGUAUAUGAUCUCGAAGCAAAUAAGCUCUCACUUCGAAUUUUAGCUCACACGUCUGAUGUGAACACUGUAUGUUUUGCUGAUGAAACUAGCCAUCUUAUUUACUCUGGGAGUGAUGAUAGCUUCUGCAAGGUCUGGGAUCGGCGUUGCUUAAUUGCUAAAGGCAAGCCAGCCGGGGUUUUAAUGGGACACCUUGAGGGCAUUACAUUUAUUGAUACCCGUGGAGAUGGACGUUAUUUCAUUUCAAAUGGUAAAGAUCAAACCAUCAAACUUUGGGACAUACGCAAAAUGUCUUCCAAUGUUACCUGCAAUCCUGGGUAUAGGAGUUAUGAAUGGGAUUACAGGUGGAUGGAUUACCCACCCCAAGCAAAAGACUUGACUCACCCAUGUGAUCAGUCAGUGGCUACUUACAGAGGCCAUUCAGUCUUACGCACUCUAAUCCGCUGCUAUUUCUCCCCAGCUUUUAGCACUGGCCAGAAGUACAUCUAUACUGGAUCACACAACGCAUGUGUUUAUAUAUAUGAUUUGGUGAGUGGGGCUCAAGUUGCGACGCUGAAGCACCAUAAAUCACCUGUACGAGAUUGUAGUUGGCACCCCUUCCACACUAUGCUUGUUAGCUCUUCUUGGGAUGGAGAUGUUGUGAAAUGGGAAUUUGCUGGGAAUAUGCCAGCCUCCUCGACAAAGAAGAGGGUAUGGACAAGACAUUUUUAUGAAGAUUAUCUAUGAUGUCAGUCAAAUCAGUUAUGAAAUGAUCUGGGAGAUCCACACCCUGUUAAUAAUGUUGUAUAGGAUGUUUUGACAUAAUAAGGCACGACAUGAACUGCCACAAAAUCUAGGUACAUAAAUAACAAUGUAAAUUGAGAUUGUGAUCGAUUCAUUAGUACGCAGUGCCUGUAAUCAAUUAUUUAUAUUGUACCCAUGCGUCAUUAAUUGGUGCGGUCUUCUUGUGGUGAACCUAGACUGCUGCAUGGUGCUUUUUGCUGAAGCAUUUACACGUACACGGUACCCCUAAUUAUUGUGGAGCACCUUUUGUAAAGAUCAUGAAUAAAGCUAACAAUGCUUCUGGUUUCUUCAAAGUUAGGCCGUUCCCUCCUUCAGAUAGCUGUAAAGCAUAGAAAAAACAGUGGUAGCAUAUAUUUGCCAAAUCGCCACUGCCAAGAUGCCUAUAUUACAAUAGUUGUGCCGUUGUGGCUGUCAUGAGAAUCUUUAUUUAUGGGCUCAUACUUUGUUGUCUUGUCUUGGUUGUUUAUCGUAUUAUAUCUUUGUCACGA